AUGAUGAGACGGCUGCUGGUUUUUGCUGGCCUGUUCGCCUACUGCUGUGCGCUCCCGGCUCAAGGUCGCAUCACCGAAUCAUCCGCUAUCCCUCCGGCUUGGAGGAAGCUCCGGCCCGCGAGCGAUGCGGCCACGGUCAAUCUGCAAAUUGGUGUCAAGCAUGAUGAGGAGACGAUGAACGAGCUGAAGUGGCGGCUGUAUGAGGUCUCGGACCCGAGGAGCCACAGCUAUGGCCGCCAUCUUGGCCGCGAAGAAAUGGCCGCCCUUUUCAGAGCUCCAGACGAGGCAGUCGCGUCUAUUGAGCGCUGGCUGCUCUCCAGCAACGUCACCAGCUUUACCAAAUCCGCCGGCAACGACUGGAUCACGGCGUCGCUGCCCGUGCGGCAGGUGGAGGAGCUGCUCCGAUGCCGCUACUUUGAGUUUGAAAAUGUGCACGACGGCACGGUCCUGGUCCGGACGACGGAGUGGUCGCUGCCCGCCCACGUGGCGCCGCACGUCGACGUGGUGCAGCCGACCGACGCCUUCUUCCGGCCGAAGCCGUCCAGCCGGUACGGCGGCCCGCCGCCGCCCGACUGGGAGCAGCAAGGGCGGUUGCCGACCCACGCAGAGCUCGUCGAGGAGGACGUCCUCGACCGCGGCCAUCUAGACGUACCCACGAUAGACGAGCUGCCGGAGAACCCGAGCGUCGACGACGCGUGCAACCGGCUGGCCGUGACGCCGCUGUGCAUGCGCGUGCUCUACGGCACCUUGUCCUACGCAGCCCAGUCCGCGGCCACGAACCGCAUGGGCGUCGUCAACUUCCUCGGCAAUAACAACAACCGGUCCGACAUCCGGCGGUACCUGGAGCUGUACCGGCCGGACGCGGCGGCGGCCGGCGCGGCGGAAGCGUUCGACACGGAGCUCGUCGCGGGCGCUGACGACCGGCAGACCCCCAACACGGCGGAGCAGUUUGCGCGGCACAUGGGGCUCGAGGGCGCGCUCGACGUCGAGACGAUGCUCGGCAUCGGGCACCCCACGCCGCUGACGACGUGGAACGUCGGCGGCCAGCCGCCGUUCCGCGCCAGCGCCGCCAAGGUGCGCAACGGCAACGAGCCCUACAUGGAGUGGCUGCACCACCUGCUCGCCCAGGAGCACCUCCCGUCCGUCAUCUCCGUGUCGUACGCCGACGAGGAGCAGACGGUGCCGGAAGCGUACGCCAGGCGCGUCUGCGCCGCCUUUGCGCAGCUCGGCGCGCGCGGCGUCAGCGUGCUCGUCGCCUCGGGCGAUGAAGGCGUCGGCAAGGACGGCUUGUGCGUGACCAACGACGGCCGCAACGCGACGCGCUUCAUGCCCGCGUUUCCGGCGUCGUGCCCGUAUGUGACGGCCGUCGGCGCGACGCGCCACUUUACACCCGUGAUGGCGGCCUUUGACGGGCGGUCCGAUUUCGUCACCGGCGGCGGCUUCAGCGAGUACUUUGCGCGCCCGUCGUACCAGGACGCGGCGGUGGACGGGUACCUGCGCGGCAUCGGGGCGCUCCACGACGGCCUGUAUAAUGCGGGCGGACGCGCGGUGCCGGAUAUCUCGGCGCAGGGCUACCACUACACCAUCAUCUACAACGGCACGGCGCACCUGCUGGACGGCACGAGCGGCUCGGCGCCGACAGUGGCCGCCAUCGUGGCCCUGCUCAACGACGCGCUGCUGGCGGAGAAGAAGCCGCCGCUGGGGUUCCUCAACCCCUGGCUGUACGCGGCAAAGUCGGGGCUGCGCGAUGUUCUGCACGGCGCGGCCACGGGCUGCAACACGACGGGGUUCCCGGCGGCACCGGGCUGGGAUGCGGCCACUGGACUCGGGACACCGGUACGUAUAGGACUCGAGAAGAGAUGGGCGCUCAUUGCUGACAUGUUCCAGUGGUUCCCGGAAUUGAAAGAUCUGGCCCUCGCUAGGAGAUCUCGCUGGGAUCAUCCGUGGUACAUUGUAUAG
Cordyceps militaris CM01 is the source of this 1959-nucleotide messenger RNA. Its product is annotated as tripeptidyl peptidase. Lineage: Eukaryota; Fungi; Ascomycota; Sordariomycetes; Hypocreales; Cordycipitaceae. Gene Ontology annotation, biological process: proteolysis. Gene Ontology annotation, molecular function: serine-type endopeptidase activity; tripeptidyl-peptidase activity. Bases 1 to 1959 code for a protein of 652 amino acids. The transcript is spliced from 3 exons. The record is from RefSeq and is a predicted model, not a curated record.